AAAGAAGGCAAAGACAAAGACAAAGAUGACACCAACACACUUUCCCCAGUUUUCAAGCCAUUCACCUCUGUUGGCUUCAGUGCAGCGAUUCCCGAUUCAUACGGUGAUGAAACCCACGACACACAUACCCGAGGGCAAUGGAACCACCAUCAUGGAAUUCAUCCUGCUGGGAUUUCGAGACCUCCCUAAACUACAUGGUCUCCUCUUCCUGCUCUUCCUGGUGAUCUACCUGGCAACAAUGGCUGGGAACCUCCUCAUCAUGGCGCUGGUGGUGGCUGAUCAGCAUCUCCACACCCCCAUGUACUUCUUCCUGGGGAACCUGUCUUUCCUGGAGACCUGCUACAGCUCCACCAUCCUGCCCCGGCUACUGGCCAGUCUCCUGACGGGGGACAGGACCAUCUCUGUUGCUGGCUGCAUCGCACAAUUAUAUGUCUUUGGUUCUCUGGCUGGUACAGAAUGCUGUCUCCUCUCCGUGAUGUCCUAUGACCGGUACCUCGCCAUAUGCAAACCACUACACUACGCGGCGCGAAUGAAUGGCCAGUUGUGCCUCAAGCUGGUGGCUGGCUUGUGGAUAGGUGGCUUCGUGUCUGUUUCCGUCUUUGUCUUUAUGAUGUCACAAUUAACAUUCUGUGGCCCCAAUACCAUUGACCACUUCUUCUGCGAUUUUCGUCCAAUAAUAAAACUCUCCUGUACUGACACCCACAUGGUGAAAGUUGCUAGUUUUGUAUCCUCUUCCAUCUUCACCCUGCCUCCAUUUCUCUUGACAUUGGCUUCCUACGUGUACAUCAUCUCCACCAUCCUGCGGAUCCCAUCCACCAGCGGGAGGCAAAAGGCCUUUUCCACCUGCUCCUCCCACCUCAUCGUGGUGAGCAUUUUCUAUGGGACCCUGAUCAUGGUGUAUUUGGUGUCAGAGUCUGAUGCCCUGAGGGACCUCAAUAAAGUCUUCUCUGUCUUCUACGGAGUCCUCACUCCACUGGUCAACCCCCUCAUCUACAGCCUGAGAAACAAGGAGGUAAAGGAAGCCUUGAGAAAAGUUCUCCUUCGAUUUUUUUAUCGUUAA
This is a messenger RNA of Pelodiscus sinensis (Chinese soft-shelled turtle), 1060 nucleotides long. Lineage: Eukaryota; Metazoa; Chordata; Testudines; Trionychidae. The record is from RefSeq and is a predicted model, not a curated record.